Neomonachus schauinslandi (Hawaiian monk seal) is the source of this 1267-nucleotide messenger RNA. RefSeq names its product FANCD2 opposite strand (gene FANCD2OS). Lineage: Eukaryota; Metazoa; Chordata; Mammalia; Carnivora; Phocidae. The record is from RefSeq and is a predicted model, not a curated record. The transcript has 2 exons. Bases 34 to 597 code for a protein of 187 amino acids.
AAUAUACUUGGCUGGAAAGAAAAGGGAACUGCUAUGCCCCUUACCAUAAUAGGACUGUCAAUGGCAGGAUACCAGCUCUGGUCACCAUGGACCCCACUGGACGAGAGCUUCCAAUGGCUGCGGCACACAACACCUACACCUUCUUCAAAGCAUCCCUUUAGGGCUUCCCCCUGCUUCCCACAUACCCCUUCUGACCUUGAAGUGCAGCUGUGCUUUCAAGAGGUCACUCUAGUCCUAGACAGCCCAUUUCUGGAGCCUGGGGUGAGUCCCAAGUUACCCUGCCACACAUCAGAGCUCCGAACCAUGAACAACAAGAAAGGGCUGGUCAGGAAGCCCCAGCCUAUCCGCCUCAGUGGAGUGGAUUCCGUGUUUGGCAGGGUCAUCACAGCUCAGCCACCAAAAUGGACUGGGACCUUCAGAGUUUCAGACAAAUCAGCCUUUUGCAAAAUCAUCAGCCGGGAGAACCAGUGGCCCACUGGACUUAAGGAACCUCAGAUUCAGAUGACAGUGACCAUGUGCAAACAGAUGCUGCGCUCUAUCCUCUUACUGUAUGCAACAUAUAAGAAGUGCACCUUUGCCUUGCAACACUCCAAGUAAAGGGUUCCCAUCUGAUUCCUGUUCCUCAUACCAUGUCCUGUGCUAUGUGCCUAAAGCUUACAGAAACCUGUCCAUGUAAAAGAAACUGACAUCAUCUGAGCCAUCUUGCUUUUCUGUCAAGCAGUGAUAAUUCAGGAACCCCUUUCCUCCUUCCCCCCUUCCCCCAAAGGCCAGUGACAGAGCAAAGGAGAACAUUUCCAUUGUAAAGUUGAACAACAUUUAAAAGAGUCAAACUAGUGUUGACAUGUACAUGUGAGAAAGAACCAUUAAACCAUAUAAACCAAUGAGCCUAGUGUGAACUCACUUAAACAUCUAAGACCACAAUGAGAUGGGGAAACAAAGGGGUAUCAAGGAAGGAAAUUAUGACUUUCCAAGUACAUGAGGAUGAAGGGGUCAAAAAUCUAUAGAUGGGUCAAGGAUUAAAAAAAAUUAUAAAAACAAAACAAAUAAUCUCCCCCACCAAAUCAACAACAAAAAAACCUUAACCAACCACAUCCUAAUACCACUGGAGAGUACAAAAGUGAAUAGUAAUAUUAGCAAAUAUUAAAGAAUAUUUAUAGCCUGGCAAGAAAGAACUUGGAAGCAGCAAUGAAACUGGGCUUUCUGGCAGAACACAUGAGAGCUCCCCAUUUUAGCUGGUGUACUAUUAGUAAUUCUGCAGAAUUGUUAU